Pleurotus ostreatus (oyster mushroom) is the source of this 549-nucleotide messenger RNA. RefSeq lists its product as uncharacterized. The transcript has 3 exons. The record is from RefSeq and is a predicted model, not a curated record. Lineage: Eukaryota; Fungi; Basidiomycota; Agaricomycetes; Agaricales; Pleurotaceae. The coding region runs from base 1 to 549 and encodes 182 amino acids.
AUGUUGUUCUCCAAGCUCGCUGUCGUCCCUUUGGUUGUGGCCUUCGCUGGGAAUGCGCUCGCUCGUCCCGCACUGGCUGCUCGCCAAGUCCAAUCCACUUCUCUGCUCGCGAACUUUGACCCCGCGACGGCUCUGGUAAACCCCGACCCGCUCACAGCCGCGACACCCGUCCCAAAUGCCGAUGCCAACACUAACAACAACGCCAACAGCAACGUAGCAGAGAACGCAAAUGUCGCUCCGGCUGCUGUAACCGUUACAGUCACCGCUCCCGCUGUAGCAGACGCAACUCCUGCACCAGUCGCUGCUGAUGCACCCGCCGCGCCUGCCGUUGCCGAUGCUGCUGCUGCACCCGCCAUCGGAGGUAUAGCCGCUCCCAUUGUUAACGCCAUCGUAUCUGCCGUUGCACCGGCUGUCCAAGCGGCCGCGCCCGCUGCUGCAAGUGCUGCCGCACCUGCCGCCACCGCUGCCGCCGACAAGAAUGCUCGCGUGAAAGAGUUCCUUACCGGGGGUGCCGGUCUCCUCACCAAACUUUUAGGACUCUCCCUCUAG